GAUAUACCCUCUACAGUUCGCAGAAGCCGUGGCCGACAUCUUCGAAGACCUGAAAUCUACCUGCAAGGGCUGCCCAAGUCUGCCGAGCCAGGUUCCAGCAGGCCUCGAGCUGUACGCUUCUGCCACCACGCCAGAGGAUGUCCGCCUCAUGUACGAGACAGCUAAUUUUGGAGAUGUGUACGAUUAUCUGCGGGGUUGCAAAUACUUGCACAUCCCAGAAGAAUGGCGAUGUCAUUUCCCCGUACGUGGUAAGUGA
This is a messenger RNA of Symbiodinium necroappetens, 256 nucleotides long. NCBI's taxonomy places the organism in Eukaryota, Dinophyceae, Suessiales, Symbiodiniaceae. The record is from the annotation of a GenBank genome assembly.